UCUGAUUUCUCGAAAGCUGUAGAACUCGCGGGUGAUCCGGUCUUACAUCGUUCCCUCCGUCAUAUUCCUUGUUGUCCCCUAUUUUGGGAGUCAGAGUCAAAACAAAUUCCCUAUUCAUAUACUGGUAAUUCAUCCAAGUUUUGACCAGAAAUCUUAUAAUUAAAAUCACGUCGAAAUGGGUGCAGACGGUUAUUCUGUUUUUGUGCUUCAUGAAGGACAUUAUGCAAGAUCCCCUGACUACGUAUAUCGAAAGUGUAAUACUGCACUAAUUCGUGGUCCAGCAGGUGCUUAUGUGGUGAACCCUGGGUCUGUUUGGAAUGGGCUUGAGUUGUUAUCAUCUCUCAAAACUGCGGGUAUUCACGAACCUGAAAAGGAUAUCAAAGGUGUCAUAUGUACAGAUGGUCAUGCUGAACAUGUUGGUUGUAUGAGUACAUUCGGCUGUGCUGACAUAAUGAUUGUUGGAUACGAUAUACAAAUGCGAGGCGACAAGUUCUUGGAGCACGAUUUUUCCUGUGGAAUAACACCGUAUGAAUUUGAUGAGAAUUUUUGUGUUAUCGGAACUCCUGGUCAGAGAGGUCCACAAGUCAGUUUGAUAGUAAAUGGUCGUCUUAUAGAGUUGAAGACUGGUGAGUGUCGUGAAUCAUGUCGUAUAGCUGUUACUGGGAACUUGUUUAUGGAUGUUCAAGAUGCUAGUCGUGUAAGCUUUCUUGACACGCUGGAAGGGAAUUAUGGAGAAAGUAACUGUGACAAAGAAAAUUUGAUCAACGGUUGGCGUCAAAGCCGUAUGUCUAUUUUAGAGCGAGCUGAUUGGGUAGUCCCUGCUUAUGGUCCUCCCUUCAAGGUUAAACCAGAAUAUUCUUCAACACCAUGCGUUGAACUUGCGUAGUGAUCUUACAUUUUUGUCCGCAUUUUGAACAAAAAUACAAUAUCAUUAUGGAAGAGAUCAAUUAUCAUAUUAUCAUAAAAAUAAACCUAGUUACACUUUCAGUGAAAGUACAAAUCUGUUUGGUGAAAAUACAAAACUUCUUGGAUUGUUACAUUUCCAUUUGUACCAGUAGCAAGUUGUGUUAUAUAAAUGAUUUUUUUCUAAUUUUACUCUUCUUUUCCCUGAUAUUUGUAUGAAGUUUAUGCUACUCGAUAACAUCGCUGUUUAGUUGUUUGUUAACUUGGGACUUUUUUGUUCAUGUAAGUAUUAUAGCUGUUUGUUAGGUUGCUCUGCCUUAUAACUUCGGUAAGUACUCCCCUAUUGUGUCAAACUGUCUAAAUUCUGCUAUAUUUGUUAAGUGGGACAUUUUUUAAAUUAGCCGUCUCGCAAAACGUGUAACUCAAAUAUUCAACCUCUGUUGAUUUGGAUAUAGUUACACAUUUUAUGUAAAAGCUAUAGAAUAUUGUUUCCAUGUCUAAGAAAGUCCAUAUGUAUGUCAGCCCACUACGUUAUCUUUAGUGUACUUUCAUCUUCACUUCGACUUAUAAUUUUUUUUAACAAUCACAGAAUUUAAGAGACACUAGUCGUGUAUGUUUAAUUGCAAAUUAGUAAAAAUCUUUUACCAUUGCUAAGGCACUAGCUAUUCUGUUCUGGUUAUUAUUUUAUAAUCAAUACUUAUGAGAUAAAGUAAUUGCUUAAUGUAUAAAGUUGUUCUGUUUCACAGUUACUGGGUUAUAAGUUUGAACGCAUCUUCAUUUCGGUUUAAACAACUGGUUAUCACUAGCCAGUAAUGUAGUUCAAGGCUUGCAAUAUACGAAUGUAUGUUCUUCGUAGAUGUGUUGCAUCAGAAGUGAUUUGGAAGAUACCAAUUUACAUUUAGUGAUAUGUUUAUUGAUAAAGAUAAUAAUACUUUUUUCUUCAAGUGAUAUUUCUUAUAUAAAUUGCACUAAUUCGGAAUAAAUAAAUAAAUAAAUGCAACUUUAACCUAAUAAAAAUCCAAGUAUCUACACAUGAAUCACAUCUAUCAUUAAAUCCCUUAACUCCUAGGGCAGAGUUCAAAUGGUUUUUUUCUGUUUAACGUUUUUAGCAAGGUUUUCUAUGGGAUAGAGUUGCCGACCCUAUGGACAGCCUUACUCCUUUAUCCGGGAUUGCGACAGGUAGUAACCCUAAAUGGGUUCUAGUAAGAGUUUAUUGUUAAGUUGCCCCCAAAUACCGAGAGUGGGGAGAGUCAGCUCUCCCUCUCGAAAUGUUCUCACAUAACCACGUGCAUACAACUACUGCCAGGGAAGUCCUACUCACUGCCUUCUCGUGGAGUGGGUGUUGUUUACGAAACUGAGAGGCCGAAAAGCGAAUUUCCUGCACUAACCGGGUUGAUGGAUACGGAGGAUCUACCUAGGGGAGUUGGGAAACCCUGACUCCAAACCAAUGGUGCAUAUGGGUUCCAGGAUCCUAAGGAAACAAAUGUCGUAUGAACCAAUUGUUGGUCAUCGAGUACCAUGAGACUGCAUCUCCUGACGUUGCUCCACUGCCUUAUGGAUUAGACCUUUAGGUCGAAGGCUUGGGGUGUGGCCCCCUAAGAAAGCCACCUCUUUCGGUUUGAGCGUUUGAUCAGUAAUCCAGCCCUCAUACAAAUCGAAUCAUUUGUGUAGUG
This is a messenger RNA of Schistosoma haematobium, 2576 nucleotides long. Its product is annotated as Metallo-beta-lactamase domain-containing protein 1. Lineage: Eukaryota; Metazoa; Platyhelminthes; Trematoda; Strigeidida; Schistosomatidae. The transcript is spliced from 4 exons. The coding region runs from base 176 to 886 and encodes 236 amino acids. The record is from RefSeq and is a predicted model, not a curated record.